CGAUUCGCCGGCUUCACCUCCCCCCCUAGUUGCGCUUCCUCCCUCAACCUCUAGUCUCUAUUCCUCCGUGAUAAGAAUCUCCACGCUCCUCCUUCUUGGUUCCACGCAUCCACCACACCGUCCAGACUACAGACCACCCAGCCUCCAUCGGCGCCGUCUCCUUCGAAGCCACAUCUGCCAGUUUCAGCUGUCUCGGUCGCUGCAAGGAAAUACCCCCUACACCAUCUUCUUCUCAAUUGAAAAAUUUGAGAGAGAGAGAGAUUUGGCGGGAAAAUGGAAGGCAGCGAAAGCGAGGCCAUCUUUGAAUCUCUGAAUUUGAAUCCGCAGCUCUUCGUCAACGAAGUUCGCAACACCGUCGACGAUGUUCUUGAUGAAGCUUUCGAUUUCUUCCACCAAGAGGCAUCAACCAAGUUGAACUCUGAAGGCUCCAUACAAAGGUCUGAAGAUCUGAAAAAGGGAGUUGAUUGCGUUCGGCAGAGGACCCAAUCUGUUUUGGACAUAAGCUUAGCUAUUUGGGAAAAAUACUGCUUACUUCACUGUUUUGCUGUUCCCCAAGGCUUUUGCAUGCCAAACUCGGACAAGUCAAAUGAGAAUGGCCUCCAUCCAGAUGCUCCUUUUGAUCCGGAUAUUGAUGCCCAGUUAAAUUCCUUAAGAACAAGACUAACAGAGGUGGGGAAGGAGUUUGAAGUGUUGAAUCAUGAAAUUCAAAUAUUAGAAAAACAGUCUACUGUCAAUGCUCACUAUGUCAAUAAUGCAGUACAAUUAUAUGAGCAGAACCAUGUGUUGUUUCAGGAGAUUGUGACAACUGCAGCUGAACUUGGGAUAAAAAUAAGAAAGCUAAGCACCACAACAAUUGAAGAGUCUGAACAAAUGAAAACAAAAGUGGUUUACAGCCCCGAGCUGGAUCUAUCUUCUAUUAAAUCUGGCAAAGAUCUCUCAAAUAUGAAUUUAGAUGACCUUCAAAAAUUUGCAAGUAUUAUGAAGAGUACAUGAAAUUCUGUGUUUGUCAUCGGUCUAGUUGGAACACCUUUGUGUUGAUCCGUACUCUUUCCUUAUGUUACCUGUGUGUAUUAGCUAUAGUAGAUUAGUGCACUUAGCUUAGUUAGCAUUUCUGAUUAAUAGUUAGUUACUGGUUAGUGUAUUCAGUUAGACUUAGAUAUUUAUAAUGUAAGUAGCUAUAUAUAGCAGGGUUGGCUAUCUGAUUCUGUAGCUUGCCAUUUUACCCCAACUACUUUCUCUGUUUAUUGCAAUCUCCUGAGCACUCUCUCUACUCUCUCCUCCCUCAUUCUUCUCUGUUCAUCGCUUACACUCACACUUCCGUUUUUCACAACUUGUACUAGUUAGUUGGAUACU
Arachis duranensis is the source of this 1353-nucleotide messenger RNA. RefSeq names its product protein MIS12 homolog. The record is from RefSeq and is a predicted model, not a curated record. The transcript has 8 exons. Lineage: Eukaryota; Viridiplantae; Streptophyta; Magnoliopsida; Fabales; Fabaceae. Gene Ontology annotation, biological process: mitotic sister chromatid segregation; kinetochore assembly; mitotic cell cycle. Gene Ontology annotation, cellular component: nucleus; chromosome, centromeric region. Bases 274 to 993 code for a protein of 239 amino acids.